Molecule: messenger RNA, 958 nt
Organism: Paraphaeosphaeria sporulosa
Lineage: Eukaryota; Fungi; Ascomycota; Dothideomycetes; Pleosporales; Didymosphaeriaceae
Exons: 2
Coding region: 159-665 (168 amino acids)
Source: RefSeq, a predicted model, not a curated record
CAUAACUAAAACCUGAAGCUAAAUUCACAGCCCGCAAUGCACAUUUGCCCUAUCUAUUUGGUUCGUAAAGCGAAGACAGAAAUUCAAACACCCUCAUACUGCCAUAAAGCGACAGUCAUAUUUCUUGCAGGAACGUUGAAAGGGAGCAAGAUAUUCAAAUGUCCGCUGAAUCGAAGAGGGCUGAUUCCCCUGUGGAUGGCUACCUUCCCGCCGCAGAAGACAACCACAAGCCAGUUCUACAACACAAUCCACCAGCCCGAGGCGGGCACCACAUGUUCCUCUUGGGACAGAAAGGAGAGGAACAUCAAGAAAUCUUCCACUAUGAGCUCUUGAGCCAACUGAAGAUAUUGGAAGACAAAAUCAAAACCCUCGAAAGCGAGAACGGAUUUCUCAAAGAGAAGCUUCGGCAGCAUGCUUGCAGGGCCGAGAAGAACGCUUCCUACAUCGCAUGCGCAGCUGUUGGAUCAAAUGUAAUACAUAUCCACGAGAAGAUAGAAGAGACAGCCAUGGCAGUGCAGAGUGAUGCGAAGACAAGGAAAAUAUAUUGCUCCAACACAACCAGAACUCCUCAGACUGCCGAUACAACACAAGGCCAUUCAGGAGCGCUUUUGAUCACCGCCUUCGUCACAGCACUCGGGUUGAUUGUCUUCAGCGGCCCUUUCUAAGGUUCGUGUCAACCUGGCUGGUAUGUGCAGUGCCGCAAUAACAGCCCGAGUACCAUGGUUACCCCAAGCAUAAUCAAGUAUUUCACUCCAAUUUCCGGGUGCCCUGAGAUACCCAAUGGAUAAGCGGCUCCCUCAAGAUUUUACAUCAGUCUAGCCAAUGCGUGAUAUCCUCCAAUCUUUGGAUAUCCGGCUUGAACUCGUUCCUUCCCCUCCGGGCAAUCUUUCUAUGCUGCUCAGCGCCGUCUCGCUCUUGAUGGCACAAUCAGUUGUGUAUCUACCAUCUCAGGAUUGCA